Messenger RNA from Leptosomus discolor (cuckoo roller), 1246 nucleotides. It is a transcript of the gene TNFAIP1, whose product is annotated as TNF alpha induced protein 1. Gene Ontology annotation, molecular function: protein binding; ubiquitin-protein transferase activity. NCBI's taxonomy places the organism in Eukaryota, Metazoa, Chordata, Aves, Leptosomiformes, Leptosomidae. The record is from RefSeq and is a predicted model, not a curated record. Gene Ontology annotation, biological process: negative regulation of Rho protein signal transduction; proteasome-mediated ubiquitin-dependent protein catabolic process; protein ubiquitination. Gene Ontology annotation, cellular component: Cul3-RING ubiquitin ligase complex.
UGACUCUUCACCAACCACGGCGGAAUCCGUCAGGCCCACGCUCUGCAGGGUUGUCAUCUACCUACAGAAGGAGAUGUCGGGGGACACGUGCCUAACCUCCACCCUUUGUCCAGCUGCAGGGCCCAAGCCCAAAACUUGCAGCUUCAAAGGGGGCAGCCUUGGUAACAAGUACGUGCGACUGAACGUUGGGGGCUCUCUGUAUUACACUACAGUGCAAGUGCUGACCCGGCACGACACCAUGCUGAAGGCCAUGUUCAGCGGCAGGAUGGAGGUGCUCACAGACAAGGAAGGCUGGAUCCUUAUAGACCGUUGUGGGAAGCACUUUGGAACAAUUUUAAACUAUCUCCGAGAUGACACGAUUGCACUUCCUAAACACAGACAGGAGAUCAAAGAGUUGAUGGCAGAAGCCAAAUAUUAUCUCAUUCAGGGCUUAGUGGACAUGUGCCAAACAGCCCUGCAGGACAAGAAAGACUUGUACGAACCUGUGUGUAGCAUCCCUAUUAUCACAUCUCCAAAAGAAGAGGAGAGACUGAUAGAAUCUUCAAUGAAACCCGUUGUUAAGCUGCUUUAUAACAGAAGCAACAACAAAUACUCCUACACCAGUAACUCAGAUGACAACUUGCUGAAGAACAUAGAGCUGUUUGACAAACUCUCUCUCCGAUUCAAUGGCAGAGUUCUUUUCAUUAAGGAUGUUAUAGGGGAUGAAAUCUGCUGCUGGUCUUUCUAUGGACAGGGUCGGAAACUUGCCGAAGUCUGUUGUACCUCUAUAGUGUACGCUACGGAGAAGAAGCAGACCAAGGUUGAAUUCCCUGAGGCACGAAUUUAUGAGGAAACACUAAAUGUCUUACUAUAUGAAACACCACGGGUUCCUGAUAACUCCCUGCUGGAAGCAACAAGCAGGAGCCGAAGCCAGGCGUCUCACAGCGAGGAUGAUGAAGGUUUUGAACUUCGUGAUCGAGUGCGCCGAAUCCACGUGAAGAGAUACAGCACCUAUGAUGACCGUCAGCUUGGCCACUAGCGUAUCAGUCGAGGAGAAGGGCUUGUAUUGAUGUUCUCUGAGGGACAUCAGGAGGUAGGAAGGGAUCAGUUGGACUCUGUGCAUUGAUCUUCAUGUGGCCGCUUGGCUCCCUAGAGAAGCAAAUGGGCAUUUGUGCGCCCAAAGCAACGCUAAAGGCCGAGGGCUUUGAGAACUAAGAUACUAAUUUUGCACCACGUGCUUUAAAUACAGGCUGGCCCCCUUGUCAUG